CUUCCGGUUUACCCGGAAGUCAGCGUAAUUCCCAAAGAUGGCGGAGCAAGGUCCGAUGGCCAUAGCGAUGCGGCUACGAAACCAGCUACAGACCGUCUACAAGCUGGACCCUCUAAGAAACGAGGAGGAGGUGAAGUUAAAGAUAAAGGACCUUAAUGAACACAUCGUGUGCUACCUUUGUGCCGGUUACUUCAUCGACGCCACCACCAUCACCGAAUGUCUGCACACAUUUUGUAAAAGUUGUAUCGUCAAGUACCUACAAACCAGCAAAUACUGUCCCAUGUGCAACAUCAAAAUCCACGAGACGCAACCCCUGCUCAACCUCAAGCUGGACCGCGUCAUGCAAGACAUUGUCUACAAGCUGGUGCCUGGCCUACAAGAAAGCGAAGACAAAAGAAUAAAGGAGUUCUAUCAGUCGCGGGGGUUGGAGAGGGUCAUUCAGCCUGCGGGAGACGAUUGUGUGUCGGAAGCGUCAGGUUUACCGUACACCAGCUUCGACCACUCAAAGGCUCACUUUUACAGAUAUGACGAGCAGGUGUCGUUGUGUUUAGAACGGCUAAGUUCGUCACUCGCAGGGAAAGAUAAGACGAAACUUGCAUUACAGCAGAAGUUUGUGCGUUGUUCUGUGCGAGCGGAGGUGAGGCAUCUACGCAAAGUGCUUUGUCAUCGGCUUAAUGUGGAAAAACAUCAGGUCCAGAUGUUGUUCAACAACGAGUUUUUGCCCGAUCACAUGACCAUGAAGCGCUUAUGGUUAUCACACUGGUUUGGAAAGGCGCAGCCACUAGUGCUUCACUACACCAUCAAGGACAAACGUAGCAGAUAGAACUGUUGGACUUUGGCCUUCCUUCUUUUCUUCCUUCGUUCCAUCCUUCACCAACACAGCUGUACAUAUUUUGUAUAAUACAUAAUUCUAUUUUAAUAAUAGUCUUUGUGUACAUGAACUUAUUUUCCCUCCUUUUUGUAUUUUUGAAAAUAAAUUUAAAAUAUCAAACAAGUAAA
Syngnathus acus (greater pipefish) is the source of this 999-nucleotide messenger RNA. RefSeq names its product polycomb group ring finger 1 (gene pcgf1). Gene Ontology annotation, biological process: negative regulation of transcription by RNA polymerase II. Gene Ontology annotation, molecular function: promoter-specific chromatin binding. The coding region runs from base 38 to 823 and encodes 261 amino acids. Gene Ontology annotation, cellular component: PRC1 complex. Lineage: Eukaryota; Metazoa; Chordata; Actinopteri; Syngnathiformes; Syngnathidae. The record is from RefSeq and is a predicted model, not a curated record. The transcript is spliced from 9 exons.